UUCGCAACGAGUCUUCUCGGAGGCUUUUUUGUUAUAGUAAGUGUGGUUUCUAUGGUAAUAGCAGGAUCUAACAGAUGACUUGGAAUGAAAACAAUCUGCGGUGUCAGAGAAUGUUGAGAAGUGAAACUUGAGGAAAUUCUCAGUUUACAGAAAAUGAAAAUUUUUGGUUGCAAUUAUCUUGAGUCUUCGUUUUCCCGGAAUCAAAUACUAAACAGGAAUGCUGCACACAACAAAUUAUAGUUUGGUGCUGUCUUUACAGUUCCUCCUCCUAGUUUACGACCUUUUAAUGAACUCCUUCUCAGAGUUGUUAAGAAUGGCUUCAGUGAUCCAGCUUGUCCUUUUCAUCAUUCAAGACAUUGCCAUUCUAUUCAAUGUAAUUGUCAUCUUUCUGAUGUUUUUCAACACAUACGUGUUCCAGGCUGGCUUGGUGAGCCUACUUUUCCACAAGUUCAAGGGAACCAUCAUCGUUUCUGCUGUCUACCUGGCCCUCAGCAUUGCUUUUCAUGUCUGGGUCCUAAAUUUGCGUUGGCAGAACUCAAACAGCUUUGUAUGGAAUGAUGGAUUGCAAGCUCUCUUUGUAUUUCAGAGGCUGGUUGCUGUAUUUUAUUACUAUUUCUACAAGAGGACAGCAUUAUGUUUGGGGGAUCCACGUUUCUAUGAAGAUUCACUGUGGCUCAGACAGGAAUUCAUUCGUGUCCAAAAAUAAACCGUUAUGACUGCGAGUUGAUUCCAAGUUGUGAGGAAGUCGAAGAAAGCUGAGCAAGAAUGUCACAUGUUAUAUUCUUUAAUGCAGUGCUAAAUAUUCUUGCCAUCUGGAGUCCAGCUGGUUUCCCCUAGAAAUGGUGAUGUCAUCUACUGUCAAUGUCCCUCACUGCAGAAAAAAAUGCUUUUAAUCAGUUUUAUUCAAAAUGUUAGUUUGUAUGGUCAUUUUUUUAUAUAUAUUUUGAUAUGUAUACAGUAUUUUUAUACUUUUUUCAGAACACUAUUUAAAAUUGCUGUGGUUAGUGAGACAUUGUAUCAACAGUGUGAAAAUGUGAACAGUCUGUUCAAAAUUACACUACAAUUGACACAGAAUAAACAUUCCACUGAUUUAUGUUAGUCACUCUGCUUGGGCACAGACACUGAAAGUACACAUCCUCUACAAAUGGGUUUUGAAAAUGAUAUAGUACCCUAAAAUGUAUACAUUUACUACGCUGUAAGUAUACCGUCAUAUGACAAUUCAGAAUGCAGAACAGAUACAGUCACCUACAAAAGCAAGGAUACUCGUAAAGUAAAGCAAAGGUUUCAGAGAGGCAAUCAUCAUGUUUUAUUCUUAAGCUAUGUAUGACAAGUGCUGAAGUGUACUGGUUUAGAGCUUGGCAGCAAAAUAAAUAAAUAAACAAACAACACUGCUUCCUUUACAACA
Molecule: messenger RNA, 1405 nt
Organism: Protopterus annectens (West African lungfish)
Lineage: Eukaryota; Metazoa; Chordata; Ceratodontiformes; Protopteridae
Gene: TMEM138
Product: transmembrane protein 138
Exons: 6
Coding region: 218-706 (162 amino acids)
Cellular component (GO): cilium
Source: RefSeq, a predicted model, not a curated record